CCUCGCGUCACUAAUGGCUCCAGUACUGGUCCUUUUCUGAAUUGUUUCAUGCCAACGGCCUUGGACAGGCUUCUCGCCCGCCCGUCUGCGUUGGAUGUCCUCCGCUCCAUCGUCAAUGCCUCCGAGCACCCUCCAGCAUGGCUUUCCACGCGCAAAUGCUGGCCUUGCAUAGCCCGUCGUUGCCAAUACUCGACAGCUCCGGAAAAGCCAUUGCCUCAAAUACAGCGCCGCUGGAACCAAUUCCAACAACCGAAUCGAGCACACGUUUUGAGAAGAUACCGCUUGACAGAAACGGGAGGAGAGAGGAAGGACGGCAUAGCGCGUCAAGAUGAAGCUGCCAUAUGGGCGUGGGAGCUCCAGCUCCAAGAGCGGCGGCAUCGCUCCGGCAUACGCGACGUCUGGAGGGCGCGCCACGGGUACAGCUUGCCCGUUGAGGACACCCCAGAUGCCAAAUUCUUAUGGGGCACUUUCAUCAAGGACCCAAAGGUCGUUAUCGCGGUCAUCGACCACGCAGCCGACAUACUCAAGGAGACUGGUCGCGCCUACCCAUACUUGUAUGAGCUGUGCAUGGGAUAUUGGCUUUCGCAAGAGCAGUAUGUGGACCUGGCGUUGGUGUGCCAUCACCGCAUGCUGGUGAAGCUGAAGUUGAGGACGCUUCCUCUGCGCCCUCUUGCGCGACUAGGACAAUCAAGAUUCGGACCGAAGGCCCUCGAAGCGUUCAUCGACAUAUACCGGAACAGCAACGAGAGGAAUGUAUACGACGAGGUGGUUCCGGCUCUUUGCGCAAAAGGAAACAUCACGGCAGCACGCCGGUGGCACACGCUAUGCGUCUACCGUGGGGACCUUCCCUCACCGUCUAUAGCUUCGCAUCCUAUUGUGCAGAUAUUCACCGCCGAAAUGUCCACUCUUUCCAACCCCUCGCCGUCAUUCGUCGGUCCCUCAUUCGGAAAACCCAAGCUCAACGAAGAGCUCACCCGCCGCCUCUUGGGACGCGACACGGCUCCGGUUCGGUUCGAAGACUCGUUUUGCGCCAGGAUGUUUGCCACUCGAGCCUUUCCUCCUGAGUCUAUAAUCAGGGGGCUUGCUAUGGUUGGCGUGAACGAGAUAGGGCCGCAGGCGGUGCGCGCCAUGGCAUCGAGGACAGUCCCAAUGUCGGCUAUAUCAGCAAGAUUUGAACAGCUCAGGGCGAACGGCAUUGCCUUACAGGGUUGCGUGUUUUCUCUAGCUCUAGAGAAGUUUGUCCUGGAAAAGCAGUGGCACCUGGUCCGUAGCAUCAUGGACAGCGAUCAGCAUCCUGAUGUCUUUGACGACGCGGAGCUCCAAAAAAAGCUACUCGACUUUUACCUCGAUCAACAGGACUGGUCUCAAGCCCAUCGGACGCUCGCCAUCCUCAGCCUCUUCCACAACGAUUCAAGCAACCAGGCGUGGAACCUUCUCCUACAAGCCCAUAUCAGGCGGUUUAAUGUGCAUGCGGCUACGAAAGUACUUCAGGAUAUGCGUACAAAUGACGCGCUUAUCACCCCUGAAUCCAUUGUCAUGUUCAAGGGCUGUCUUCGCCGGCGCCAACGAGGGCGAAAGCCAACCAACAACAUGGGACGCAGAUUCGACGACCUACGCUACGUUACACGCGUGUUCACCACUAUCUUAGAAGGCGGAACAGGAUAUAUCCCGCCCCACGCAUGGCGAGAAAUCAUCAGACGAUUUGGUAUGCUCGGUCGUUUUAGAGAGUUGCGGCGCCUUAUAUUCUGGCUCUUGAACUGGUAUGCACCGCGAAGCGGCACAAAGUUUGCCGAGCUCCCCAGAUCAUCGUUUCUGGACUCCGCAACCGAGAAGAUGCGCGCUGCAUUCCCCGACCGAAGUCAUUACUUCCAUUUCCCAGCUGGCGUGUCUCAGGUGAACGGACUACAUCCGAUUCGGCAGCUCUUUCCCAAUUCGCUGCAGCAAGGACUUAUUGUGUGGGGCUUCAAAGCCGGCCUUCUUCCAAACGCCCCACGGGAGCAGUCAAUGUUCUCGCCUACUGCAGCGAAGAAGCACUACCGCCGCAGAUUCCUCAAGAAAGGGAUCCUGAGGCCGUUAGACUGGAGCGUUGGGCUAAAGACUCUCGUCGAGCUACGCGAUUCCGGAAUCCAUGUUCACCGACACACCGUCGUCAAAGCUUUGCAGAUGAUGUUCGUGAAUCUGUUUGGCCGCGGAAGAUCACGGAGGAAGGAGAAUAGGGCAAUGGAAAGGGCGAAUAUUAUUCCCUACGCGGAGUAUGUCCACGAAGUGAACAAGCUGUGGGGGAGCCCGCUCUUUAGGGAGCCGGGUCUGUUCGGCAAGUCCAGACUCCACGCUAUGAUGUGGCAUCCCAGACUCGAACGCAGGGUGCAUAGGAGAACGGUUUUGAGGCUGAGCGAGAUUGGAGGUCCGAAUUGGCGGAAGAGUGACGAGGAGAAGAGCAGUCUCCCUGGGCACGCGUCAUCGGAAGGAGGAAGUGAAUAAGGCAUUCGUGGCACAGGAGCCGGGCUAUGAACCCUCACGGCGCAGCUUCCACUUUGCUCUUGGCUUAGUUGAUGCCCGCCUCGGCGGCGCAUGGGAAACGCAGAAGAGUGCACAUGUGGCACGAUAGUGAGUGUUAGAAUAAGACCCUAUAACAGCCAUAGAUCCGUAACAACUACCAGCCAAUGAAUCAUAAGUCAAUAUCCCGUGGCGUCGAUGGUUAUGUUCGGGGAGAUUAGGCGCAGUGUAGUAGUUUAUUCAGAAUUGCCG
This is a messenger RNA of Trematosphaeria pertusa, 2748 nucleotides long. RefSeq lists its product as uncharacterized. The transcript has a single exon. Lineage: Eukaryota; Fungi; Ascomycota; Dothideomycetes; Pleosporales; Trematosphaeriaceae. The coding region runs from base 49 to 2481 and encodes 810 amino acids. The record is from RefSeq and is a predicted model, not a curated record.